Molecule: messenger RNA, 1909 nt
Organism: Cervus elaphus (red deer)
Lineage: Eukaryota; Metazoa; Chordata; Mammalia; Artiodactyla; Cervidae
Gene: VIM
Product: vimentin
Exons: 9
Coding region: 190-1590 (466 amino acids)
Biological process (GO): intermediate filament organization
Cellular component (GO): axon; plasma membrane; intermediate filament
Molecular function (GO): structural constituent of cytoskeleton
Source: RefSeq, a predicted model, not a curated record
CUAACGCGGUUAUAAAAACUGCGCCCCGCGCGGGGUCCGGUCCUCUGCCACUCUCGCUCCGGGGUCCCCGCGCCAGAGACGCAGCAGCGCUCCCUCUGCCCACACCCACCGCGCCCUCGCGCUCGCCUCUCCUCCCGGAGCCAGUCCGUGCUACCGCAGUCGCCCAGUCCACCGCCACCCUCUGCAGCCAUGUCCACCAGGUCCGUGUCCUCGUCCUCCUACCGCAGGAUGUUCGGCGGCCCCGGCACCGCGAGCCGGCCGAGCUCCACCCGGAGCUACGUGACCACGUCCACCCGCACCUACAGCCUGGGCAGCGCGCUGCGCCCCUCCACCAGCCGCACCCUCUACACCUCGUCCCCCGGUGGCGUGUACGCCACGCGCUCCUCGGCCGUGCGCCUGCGGAGCGGCGUGCCCGGCGUGCGGCUGCUGCAGGACUCGGUGGACUUCUCGUUGGCCGACGCCAUCAACACCGAGUUCAAGAACACCCGCACCAACGAGAAGGUGGAGCUGCAGGAGCUCAAUGACCGCUUCGCCAACUACAUCGACAAGGUGCGCUUCCUGGAGCAGCAGAACAAGAUCCUGCUGGCCGAGCUCGAGCAGCUCAAGGGCCAGGGCAAGUCGCGCCUGGGGGACCUCUACGAGGAGGAGAUGCGAGAGCUGCGCCGGCAGGUGGACCAGCUCACCAACGACAAGGCCCGCGUCGAGGUGGAGCGCGACAACCUGACCGAAGACAUCAUGAGGCUUCGGGAGAAGUUGCAGGAGGAGAUGCUUCAGAGGGAGGAAGCCGAGAGCACUCUGCAGUCUUUCAGACAGGAUGUUGACAAUGCCUCUUUGGCACGUCUUGACCUGGAGCGUAAAGUGGAAUCCUUGCAAGAAGAGAUUGCCUUUUUGAAGAAACUGCAUGAUGAGGAAAUCCAGGAGCUUCAGGCCCAGAUUCAAGAACAGCACGUGCAAAUCGAUAUGGAUGUUUCCAAGCCUGACCUCACGGCUGCCCUGCGUGAUGUCCGUCAGCAGUAUGAGAGCGUGGCCGCCAAGAACCUUCAGGAGGCUGAGGAAUGGUACAAGUCCAAGUUUGCCGACCUCUCUGAAGCUGCUAACCGCAACAAUGACGCCCUGCGCCAGGCCAAGCAGGAGUCGAAUGAGUACCGUCGGCAGGUGCAGUCUCUUACCUGCGAGGUGGAUGCGCUCAAAGGGACUAACGAGUCUCUGGAACGCCAGAUGCGUGAAAUGGAAGAGAACUUCUCUGUGGAAGCUGCUAACUACCAAGACACUAUUGGCCGCCUGCAGGAUGAGAUUCAGAACAUGAAGGAAGAGAUGGCCCGUCAUCUGCGUGAAUACCAAGACCUGCUGAAUGUCAAGAUGGCGCUCGACAUCGAGAUCGCCACCUACAGGAAGCUGCUGGAAGGAGAGGAGAGCAGGAUUUCUCUGCCUCUUCCAAACUUUUCUUCCCUGAACCUGAGGGAAACCAAUUUGGAUUCACUCCCUCUGGUUGACACCCAUUCAAAAAGGACACUUCUGAUUAAGACGGUGGAAACCAGAGAUGGACAGGUUAUCAACGAAACUUCCCAGCAUCACGAUGAUCUGGAAUAAAAACUGCACAUACUCCGUGCAGCAAAAUACUACCAGCAAGAAGGAAAAAAAAAAUUCAUAUCUUAAAGAAACAGCUUUCAAGUGCCUUUCUGCAGUUUUUUCAGGAGCGCAAGAUAGAUUUGGAAUAGGAAUAAGCCCUAGUUCUUGAACCAACACCCGUAAAAGAUUUAGAGAAAAGUUUACAACAUAAUCUAGUUUACCGAAGAAGCCUUGUGCUAGAAUACUUUUUAAAAAGUAUUUUUGAAUACCAUUAAAACUGCUUUUUUCCAUCAAGUAUCUGACCAACUUGUUUCUGCUUCAAUAAAUCUUUGGAAAACUC